AUGUAGCAGCCAAAUUUGAUGAGCCACUGGUAAGGCUCCAAAUCUCACCAACCCCAUUUUCUUCCCAUUAUUAUAUCUUUCUCCCACAGUGACCUCUCAACAAUUCGGUUCCCCGGCGGUCUCUGUCUGCGACCAACUGUUAUUAAUCCAAUGCACUCAAUUCCACCAUCAUUUGAGUAGACAUCCAUGUUUUGGGCCCCACUUGAACACAUCUGUAACCUCGGACUAGAUCUGAGGGCAGAUUUUAGACGUCCUCAUAUGGCAGAUGACAACCGUUGGAUGAAGCGAGUUCCAUAGGAGACAUAGUGGGUGUGAGCAACACUUGAACGGAAGGAGACGGAGGCCGAAAGGGGUAUGGUCCGAGCACCACCCACUGACGGUGUGGCUUUGUUGGCUGUUUGUCAAUUUGGCAGAGAAAACCCUCCUCCACCCACUACAAUCUACCAACCAUCUCUUAAAUUUUUUUUUAUAUUUUUUGCCCCUUUUGGAUUUUAUAUCUACCCACAUAUAAAGUUCUAUGCUUUUUUCAUCCCCAACAGCAAAGAUAUGUUCUUUUGGGGUCUCUGAUUUGCUUUCUUUUGAAGAACAGAAGGAAGAGUUGGGGGUUUUGUGUAAGCCAUUUCACUCUCUAGUUUUGUAUUCUUUGUAUUGUAACUUACGUAUUCAAUAGUUUUUGUCAUUGUUUUUGUGGAUUCUGUGAUGGGAUGCUUCCUCUUCUAGUGUUUGGAGAAUGUGAAUGAGAUCUAGACAGCUUGUUAGUCUUUAGUGUUUUUUCCUGCAAAAUAUUAUGUUUUUUGAUUUUUCAUUGGUGCGAUUUGCGUCUAUUGGAUGUAUUCCCCUUCUGGCAGUGUUCAUAUUGAGUUAUGCUUCUCAAAGGAAUGCAGUUGAUGUUUUAAUAGGUGAUGUCAUGUUGGAUUGUACCAUUGAAUUUGAGUUUGUUGGAAUUAUGGGUAAUUGUGAACUGGAGUCUGUCUUCGCUCUGAGCUUAUGGCAUUCAAUUUCUGCUCUUACUCCAUAUGAAAUGAUGGAUUCAAGGUUUUGAGUUUUCACGGAUGUCAUUGUCUUCCAUUUUACUAAUCUGUGUUUGUGUGCUAUCUCUUUCAUUGCCAAUUUGACCAUUUGAGCAUAAAGACCAUGUGACUUGCAAUUUUGUAUUUCAGUACAAUGAUGCCCUCUUGUUCAAAAAAGAACUUCUCAUUUUCCAUAGUAGUGAUAUUGCUAGUUGUUAAUUUUCUCCAAAUUCCUAAUGCGUUUUGUAUUUCAGUUUCAUGAGAAUGAUGCCCUCUUGCUCAAAAAAGAACUUCUCAUUUCCCUUAGUACUGAUAUUGCUAGUUGUUAGUUUUCUCCAAAUUCCUAUUGCAUUUGCUUUUGCUCACUAAUAACUGGCACAAUUUUGA
Messenger RNA from Rubroshorea leprosula, 1397 nucleotides. The record is from the annotation of a GenBank genome assembly. Lineage: Eukaryota; Viridiplantae; Streptophyta; Magnoliopsida; Malvales; Dipterocarpaceae.